CUCUCUCUCUCUUCCCUUUUUGCUGCGGUUGGAAGCAUUCUGGCGGAUUGGAUUGGUGUUCAUUCUCUCUCUCUCUCGACUUUCUGUCUCUGAGCUAUGAGAAGAAUUUGAUUUUAGGGUUUGGUGUUGCAGAAGCCGAGAAUUUGUUUGUCAGUUUGAUCGGCACAACUUUUGGGGCUCUUUUUGACUGGGAUUGGAGUUGGGUUUGCUUCAAAUCUUCUGGGUUUCGACUCUGGUUGCAAUUCGAAAUGGAGAGGGACUUCUUGGGCUUGAAUUCUAAAGAUUCUUUGGUUACAGUCAAGGAAGAGGCCGUUGAAGGAUGCCAAGACCCAGGUGCUUCAUUUUCAAAAGAUUCAGGCGUUCGCUGGUCCUUGCCAAACAAGGUUUCUACUCUUUUUCAUUUUAUGUCACUUAAGGUUGCUCAAGAGGAAAAGACUGGAACUACAGGUUCAUUUGACACAGCUCACAAGAACUUUGCAGGUGCUACUGUGAAGCCACAAUUACUUGGAGGGAUCCCUGUAACAGCACCACAUUCAAUACUCCCUUCUCUUGGUUCUGUUGGGGGAACCACUGAAUCACGGUUCAGUUCCAAGCCUGGAGCUCCUGCUCAAUUAACCAUCUUCUAUGCGGGGACUGUGAAUGUGUUUGAUGACAUUUCCCCUGAGAAGGCUCAGGCCAUUAUGUUCUUGGCGGGAAAUGGAUAUACCAAUGUUGGAAACAUGGCACAGCCAAGGGCUCUGGCUCAGGUCCCUGCCUUCAAGCAGGUUGGGGGAGCUGGGGUUCUUUCCAAUCAGCCCACUAAUGCAUCACCUAGCUCUAGCCUCUCGAGCCCCAUAUCUGUUUCUUCACAUCCAUUAGGCCAGUCUAAUGGUGGUUCUAGUACCAAUGAUGAAGUGAUGGCAGUUAAAUCAACUGUGGUCUCAAGCACUCCAGCUAGCAAAGUUGACCCUCCAGAAGUAGUCACUCCAAUAAGAACAAUUCCGGCAGAUGUUCCCCAGUCCCGCAAAGCAUCUUUGGCCCGUUUCCUCGAGAAGCGCAAAGAAAGGGUGAUGAACUCGGCUCCAUACAACCCGUGUAAGAAAUCUCCUGAAUACGACCGUGACACACCAGGACUUGGCGGUGCAAGUCCUGCUGGUUCUCCCAACCAGCAAGGGGAGCGGCUGUGAUGCCCAGGUGCCAAUCUUCAACCUGGAAACUAAUGCAAUGUUAUGUAGUAAGAUAUAUACAGAUGUAGUAGCUCCAAUGGACUUUGCUGUCCUAUUCUACUUUUGUUAUCUCCCACUUGUUGAGACUUUUGAACUCGACCAACUUCAGUCUCUUUAUGUAAAAUUUAGCACACUUAACAGACUUUGUGAUGUAACUCAACGUCAGUGACGCAACUGGAAAGUGUUGGCUUUGUGAAUCUAAGCUUGUGCUUAGAAGA
This is a messenger RNA of Diospyros lotus (date-plum), 1423 nucleotides long. RefSeq names its product protein TIFY 6B-like. NCBI's taxonomy places the organism in Eukaryota, Viridiplantae, Streptophyta, Magnoliopsida, Ericales, Ebenaceae. The record is from RefSeq and is a predicted model, not a curated record. Gene Ontology annotation, cellular component: nucleus. The transcript has 7 exons. Gene Ontology annotation, biological process: regulation of jasmonic acid mediated signaling pathway; regulation of defense response; response to wounding. Bases 249 to 1166 code for a protein of 305 amino acids.